AUGGAUUUCUUUAAUAUGUCCUCACUGGAUGGAGGAAUUGAAGCAGACAACAUCUCUUCUAAUGCAACCUCCCCGAGUCGGUACAGCCAGCUGGCCAUCUGGGGUCUGGCAGGACUGGUCAGUUUCAUCAUUCUCGUCACAAUAGUGGGGAACGUCUUGGUUGUUAUUGCAGUUUUAACAAGCCGAGCCCUUAAACCACCUCAAAAUUUAUUCCUCGUCUCCCUGGCCAGUGCAGACAUUUUGGUUGCCACUCUAGUGAUGCCCUUUUCACUGGCUAAUGAACUUAUGGGCUUUUGGUUUUUUGGCAAAAUUUGGUGUGACAUUUACCUAGCCCUGGAUGUUUUAUUCUGCACUUCGUCUAUUGUACAUCUUUGUGCCAUCAGUUUGGACCGGUAUUGGUCAGUUACACAGGCUGUAGAGUAUAAUUUAAAGAGGACCCCAAAAAGAGUGAAAUGUAUGAUUGUAGUGGUGUGGCUCAUCUCUGCAGUAAUAUCUUUUCCACCACUUAUUUCAAUGGACCGAAGCAGCACAGAUGAAAGUCAAUGCCAACUCAACGAUGAAACUUGGUACAUUCUCUACUCAAGCAUUGGGUCAUUCUUCGCCCCAUGUGUUAUUAUGAUCCUUGUUUACAUUCGAAUUUACCAAGUGGCCAAGACGAGAACUCGAACAAUGUCAGAAAAGAAAAGAGACGUUGAUGCCACACAGGAAAAUGGGAUGGAUCAAUUAGAGGGAAAAGGCGGGUCUAUAAAGUCCAGCAGGGGCGGGAGCACUAAGGAACGAGAGAAUGGACACUGCCAGGACCAACCAGUGGAAUCACCUCUCCAAAACCAGGACAAGAACCAACAUGCAAACCACGAUGACGACUAUGAAGACAGCAGCUCAUCUGAUGAAAAGCCCAAAAAGAAUUCCUCCAAGCAUCACCAUGAUGACAAACGUGAUCGGAAGUCCAGCCGGAAAAGCAGCACCACCUCUAAGUACUCCAGCAGGAAGUCCCGUGCCAGUUCCAAAUCCAUAGAUUUGUUUUCUUCUCGCCGGAAGAGACGGAGCACAGUUAAUCGGAAGAAAGCAUCUGCGGCCCGGGAGAAGAGGUUCACUUUUGUCCUAGCUGUGGUUAUGGGCGUGUUUGUGGUCUGCUGGUUUCCAUUUUUCUUCUCCUACAGUCUCUAUGGGAUAUGUCGUAAACCAUGCGAAAUUCCAGAGACCCUUUUUAAGUUCUUUUUCUGGAUUGGGUACUGCAACAGCUCACUAAACCCAGUCAUCUACACCAUUUUCAACCAGGACUUCCGUAGAGCUUUCCAAAAGAUCCUAUGUAAGUCAUGGAAGCGAUCAUUCUGA
This is a messenger RNA of Boleophthalmus pectinirostris (great blue-spotted mudskipper), 1335 nucleotides long. It is a transcript of the gene adra2c, whose product is annotated as adrenoceptor alpha 2C. The record is from RefSeq and is a predicted model, not a curated record. The transcript has a single exon. Gene Ontology annotation, cellular component: membrane. Gene Ontology annotation, biological process: adenylate cyclase-activating adrenergic receptor signaling pathway; platelet activation; regulation of vasoconstriction. NCBI's taxonomy places the organism in Eukaryota, Metazoa, Chordata, Actinopteri, Gobiiformes, Gobiidae. Gene Ontology annotation, molecular function: alpha2-adrenergic receptor activity. The coding region runs from base 1 to 1335 and encodes 444 amino acids.